GAGAUUUUGAAAUUCGUUAAUAAUCAAAUAGAAAUGGAUCAUUGUCGAGACGAUUACCGUGAACUUCUGGAAUUAUCAUUAAUAUUUUUGGGUACUACUACCACAAAUAUUACAUUUAAGCAUCCUGGAGCGGUCCAUCAUGCAAGGUGGAUGGCUAAAGCAAUAUAUAGUUUAAAAAUUUUUUUAUUCAGAAAUGAAUUUCAUCUUACUAAAUCGGAAAUAGAUGGAUUACGAGAACUUUGUUUAUUUAUCAUAAUAUUCUAUUUAAAAGCUUGGUUCACUGCGCCGUGUGCUAUAACAGCACCUAAUAAUGAUUUAACUUUGAUUAAAGAAUUAAUUUCAUAUGAAAGAUUUAAUAAUAGUCUUUCACAGACAUGCUCACAAAAAUUAGCCGAUCACUUGUGGUAUUUAAACAACGAGCUGUCUGUUUUAUCUCUCUUUGAUAAAAAUGUUUCAGUUGGAACAAAAAAAAGAAUAGUUCAUGCUCUUAAAAACUGUAAAGCCAAUGAAACUACAACAAAUCGCUUUAUAAUAGAUAAGAAAAAUUUAGAGUCAUUAUUAAAUAAAGAUCUUAGUCAAUUUAUGUCUAUGAGAUCGAUUAAUAUAUUUGAAUCGUUUGAUUUGUCGUAUGAGUUCAUUGAUGAGGAUGUUACUUUGUGGCCUCAGAAUCCGAAUUUCUUAGAAAACUUGGAGUAUUUCGGGAAACUUCAAGUUGUGAAUGAUGUAGCAGAACGCGGCGUGGCAUUGAUAGAGCAGUAUAAUCGAUGCUUAACGAAAGAUGAAGAACAGCUUCAAUAUUUGUUGCAAGUAGUGACAGAACAUAGAAAACAAUAUCCUAAUUGCAAUAAAAGUAAUUUUAUAAAACUGUAAUAUUUUCAAGUUGAAAAAUUGUUGUAACAAGUUGUAAAUAUAGUUUUUUGUUAUAAAGAAU
This is a messenger RNA of Cotesia glomerata, 931 nucleotides long. RefSeq lists its product as uncharacterized. The coding region runs from base 34 to 870 and encodes 278 amino acids. Lineage: Eukaryota; Metazoa; Arthropoda; Insecta; Hymenoptera; Braconidae. The record is from RefSeq and is a predicted model, not a curated record. The transcript is spliced from 2 exons.